UACGGAAGUUAGUACAGAAUUAGUUGUCAAUAUCGCUGUAGUAUUAGUAUUUGUUUCUCGUACUUAAAAAUAUAUUGCCUUCCGCCCGCAAUACGAAUAAGAGAAAAAAGUUCUGUUUUCAGUCGCCGGCAAAUUGAAACUACAGUGCAGUAUUGAAACAGCUUUUAUUAUUACCAGCAUAAAACCGUAAGAAAUAUCUGUAAAUUAUGUCUACUGAACGUGAAGACUUGGUGUAUAAGGCUAAGUUAGCCGAACAAGCAGAAAGAUAUGACGAAAUGGUGGAGUCCAUGCAAGCAGUUGCAAAGCUUGGAGUUGAACUUUCAGUUGAAGAGCGGAACUUACUUUCCGUUGCUUACAAGAAUGUCAUCGGGGCUCGACGCGCCUCGUGGAGGAUCAUCAGCAGCAUCGAACAGAAGGAAGAUGACAAACAAAAAUCUAAUGAAAUGACCCAAAACUACAAGAAACAGGUGGAAAAAGAACUGAACGAAAUCUGUAAUGCAAUUUUAUCUCUCAUUGACCAACAUCUUAUCCCAAAUGCUGGCCAAGCCAACGAAUCCAAAGUAUUUUACCACAAAAUGCAGGGAGAUUAUCACAGGUAUUUGGCUGAGUUUGAGUCUGGUGACCAGAGGAAGGAAGCUGCUGAGCAAAGUUUGCUUGCGUACAAAGCUGCAAGUGAUGUAGCAGCAGAUAACCUUCCACCAACACACCCUAUUCGCCUUGGUUUGGCUCUCAACUUCUCCGUGUUCUAUUAUGAAAUCCUUAACUCAAGCGAUAGAGCGUGUAAGUUGGCAAAGAAAGCCUUUGACGAUGCCAUUGCUGAGUUAGAUACGCUGUCAGAGGAAUCAUACAAGGAUUCAACUUUGAUCAUGCAGUUAUUGCGUGAUAACCUUACAUUGUGGACCUCUGACAUGCAGGGAGGAGAAGAAAAUACACAAGCUCAAAUUGAAGACAUUGAGGGAAAUGCAAAUGAUGAGCCUUAAACAUGAACAAGUUAACAAGCUUGUCUUGGCAACACAGAAAACUGUAUAACCAAAUUACUCCUAAUUCAAAAUCACGUGUCUAUAUUUUGAAGAGUAAUUUACCCGCGGAUUCAUAACGUUUCUAUUCUUUCCAGCAAUUGUACUGUCUUGAAUGUGAAUGCUUUUUCAGUGUGAAAUAAUUGAUGUAUUUUUGUCAUACGUUCUAGUAAUGUUGCCAUAGUAUUUAAAAUGAAACUGAACUCACAACGUUUUUGGUGCACAGCAUUUUUAGUUGUCAUAAUUUCCAAACAUUUUAUGUUUUAUUACCAAACAUAUGUUAACAUUGCUUUAAACUUAGAUGUUUAUGUGUGUAUAUAUAACUUGUGUUAGUUGCCUAAAAGUACAUCUUAACACAUUAA
Ciona intestinalis (vase tunicate) is the source of this 1378-nucleotide messenger RNA. Its product is annotated as 14-3-3 protein epsilon-like. NCBI's taxonomy places the organism in Eukaryota, Metazoa, Chordata, Ascidiacea, Phlebobranchia, Cionidae. The record is from RefSeq and is a predicted model, not a curated record.